AUGCUUCUGUUUGCACUCAUCACUGGGGCUGUUGCCCUCCCCACCUCUUCCAUCCUAGGGCACACCCUGAACGGAACAUACAGCGGCUUUUCCACCCCCCAACUGUCCGGAGAAACCUUCCUGGGAAUCCCCUACGCACACGCCCGCCGUCUGCAGACAGCCGACAGUUUGAACACGACAUGGACCGGAACCAAGGCCGCGACAGAAUACGGCCUCACCUGUCCCGGCUGGGGCGACCAGAAUGACUACGGCUGGACGAUCGGCGAGGACUGUCUGAACAUGGACAUCAUCCGGCCCUCUGGCACGAAGCAGGGCGACAAGCUGCCCGUCAUGUUCUGGAUCUAUGGCGGGGGGUUCUACCAGGGGGCGAUCCGGGACCCGAUGAUGAACGGCAGCUACAUGGUGCAGACCUCGGUGGAAAUCGAUCUGCCGGUGAUUGUGGUGUCGGUGAACUCGCGGCUGUCAGGGUAUGGAUACCUAAACAGCGAGCAGAUGGUUGGUGAGGGGAUUGCCAAUCUGGGGUUACGUGAUAUGUGGAAGGCGCUGGAAUGGAUUCACGAAAACAUUGAAGGCUUCGGCGGAGAUCCCUCCCGGGUGACCAUCUGGGGAGAGUCUUCUGGAGGUCUCAGCGUGGAAUUGCUGUCGCAGGCAUACAACGGCGAUAAUUCCGGCCUGUUCCACGCCGGGAUCAUCUCCAGCAUCACGGCGUAUUCGCCCUUUAUGGGCACCAUGACGCAGCAGCAGGCCUAUUUUGACAGCGUGAUCGAGUAUACGGGCUGCAACGCCUCGAUGGAGAUCAUCGAGUGCCUGCGCGACCUGCCGCUUGAGACGUACAAUGCGAGUCUGUACGCCGCCAACUCUGGCGGCGAUUUCCGCCCCGUCAUCGACGGCGAUUUCCUCAAGCUGUCGCCCUCGGUCCAGUUCAACAGGCACCAGAUGGCCCCUGUGGCGCUCAUCGUGGGCGCCAACUCGGACGAGGGCAUGACCACCUUCUCGACCGAUGCCAACAACUCGGCAGAGCUGUCGACCCUGGUGCAGUCCAAGAUGGGCCUCAACAGCAGCGCAGCCGACCAGCUGGUCGAUCUCUACGCUGGCCUGGCCUCCCUGCCGCCGUAUUCGCAACCUCUAGAUAUCGACUGGGUGGGUGCGGCCAGAGCUGCUGGCUUUUCUGCUGGAAACUUCAGCCGUGUGGGUUAUGCCAUUGGGGGAGAUUGGAGUGCAAUCUCUGGGAGGAGAAAAACCGCCCAAAGAUGGCACCAAGGCUCCGGACAAGCCGUGUACAGCUACCGCUUCGACACCGAUCCCUGGCGGUUCCCCAUCCACAACGAGUCAUCCGGACUGGGUCUCGGGUUUGCAGAGCACGGCAGCGAUCUGUGCUUCGAGUUCCGUAUCCCCUAUGUGCCGUACACGCCCUACCUGCCUGUCCAGAAUGUGACCUCGAUGCACCGGGUCAGCUAUGCGUUGCAGGCGACAUGGAUCAGUUUCGCCUCCACCAAAGAUCCCAACCACCAUGGACUCGACUGGGUGCCGCACUGGCCAGAGUAUACCGAGUCCCAGAAGAACUUUGUCUACAAUGCCACCCUGGACGAUACCCUCAACCUGCAUGUUGAGGAGGACACCUUCCGGGAGGAGCAGAUCCAGUGGUGGAUGGACCGCUGGGACUGGCUUUUGACGCAGGGCAAGGGGUUCUAACUAACCCAACCCUACCCC
Penicilliopsis zonata CBS 506.65 is the source of this 1710-nucleotide messenger RNA. RefSeq lists its product as hypothetical. NCBI's taxonomy places the organism in Eukaryota, Fungi, Ascomycota, Eurotiomycetes, Eurotiales, Aspergillaceae. The record is from RefSeq and is a predicted model, not a curated record. The transcript has 4 exons. Bases 1 to 1692 code for a protein of 563 amino acids.